Perca flavescens (yellow perch) is the source of this 1482-nucleotide messenger RNA. Its product is annotated as interferon-induced protein with tetratricopeptide repeats 1B-like. Gene Ontology annotation, molecular function: protein binding. The transcript is spliced from 2 exons. Bases 1 to 1359 code for a protein of 452 amino acids. NCBI's taxonomy places the organism in Eukaryota, Metazoa, Chordata, Actinopteri, Perciformes, Percidae. The record is from RefSeq and is a predicted model, not a curated record. Gene Ontology annotation, cellular component: cytosol. Gene Ontology annotation, biological process: defense response to virus.
AUGACGAGGAGUUGUUGGGUUGUGGACCUGAGUGCCCUGGAGGCAGAUGCCUCUCAGAGUCAAACCACACUGGAGUCCCAACUGGAGGCCCUGCAGUGCCACUUCACCUGGGAUCUGGAGACCAGCGAGUCCCUACUUUUACGUCGCAGGGUAAACCUGGAGGACAUCGGCACCGAGGAGGGGAACAGCUGGCUGGGUCACAUUUACAACCUGCGGGGGUUCGUUCAGUACAAGCUGGGGUUCACCAAAGACGCCCAGAGUUUCUUCAACAAGGCUGCAGAGGCCUUCAGCAAGAUAAGAAACGCAGAUGAGGGUCCCUGGUUGGUGGUGAACUACGGGAACCUGGCGUGGCUGCACCACCACCUGGGAGACCAAGCAGAGAGUCAGGCUUACCUGUCAAAGGUCAACGCCCUGAUGAAUAAAUACCCAUCUCCAUCCCAGGAUGAGCUCCAUCCAGAGAUCUACGCUGAGAAAGCCUGGACCCUGAUGAAGUUCAGCAGAGAACAAAAGAAAGAUGCUGCAGAUUACUUCCAGAGAGCCAUCAGGAUGCAGCCGGACAUGGUGGAGUGGAACACCAGCUACGUCUUAGCCCUAAUGUAUGCUUCUAAUCACAGCGAGACAGUGGUGGAGGCUGACCUUCUGGAGAAAAUGAGACUCGCCAACGAACAGGAUCCAGAGAACUUGAACCUCGCUGUUUACUACUUAAACCAACGUGCUAAGAGAGGAGAAGAAAUCGAAGAAGAAGCAUUUGAGUUAGCCAAAAAGAUGUUGAAAAAUCCCCUCAGCAGCUACAGUGGUAUUAGACCAUUACUAAAGAUUUACAGUUGCUAUCUAUCUAUUGAUGAGGCCAUUACAUUUGUAGAGGAGGCUCUGAGAACCCAUCCAGAUGAGCGUUAUCUGAAGAAAUGUGCUGCACAUUGCUACAAAUGGAAGAUCAUUUAUUUCAGGGACAGUCGCCCAGAGAAAAGCGUGAUAGACAGAGCAAUCAGUCUCCAUGAAGAAGUGAUUGCUCUCUACCCUCAUUCUUCAUUUCUGAAGAAAAUAGACCUUGCAAAUAUGUAUAAACAGUUUAAUUACAACCAGGAUAAAUCUGAGCAGAUAUACCAGGAACUGCUAGAAAGUGAUCUGGAACCUGUAGACAAGCAGUUGCUCUACAACUACUACGCAAAAUAUUUAUACUAUAAUCAACAAGACAGCGAAGGGUCACUACGAUAUCACAUGAAGGUGGCAAAGAUACCGCUAAAAAGUAACUAUCGGGAGAACAGUAUCACAAUCCUGAAGAGGUUUAGAGACAGAGGCAGGAGCCACAUGUGUAGAGAAAUAGAGGAGUUUCUGACAAACCUGCAAGAGCCAUUAUAGUGUUUUUAAAAGCACUGGUUCUUAAUCCAGAAAUUGAUUACACAUCAGGAAAACCUGUUUCCUUCUGUUGGUCGGCUGGUCCAGAAGCAGAAACAUCUUAUUCAGAAGCGAGGGUGCCUAUUG